UCAGAUGGGUCAGGACGUCAUCGUAGGUUCGAAGCGUCGGCCUGUAAGAGUAUAAGUAGGGCUUGGUCGAGGGCGUUAAUCUACAUCGACCGACUCCUCUCUACUCAGAAAGCCAAGGGACAACCCAACCAACCACACCACUACAAAAAUGAAGGUUCUCGUACUUGGCGCUUCCGGUUUCAUUGGGUUGCCCGCCGCCCAGGCUUUCGUCCGCGCAGGCCACACCGUGUAUGGUGUUACCCGUUCAGCUGCAAAGGCCAAGCAGCUUGCCGCUGAAGAAAUUAUCCCGAUUAUCUGUGAAGUUGAUCAAUUCGACAACUGGACCAAGUACCUCGGCACCAUCGACGUUUUGAUCGACGCUGUCGGUGGCACUGCUGACAUCAAGACACUCUCCGCCAACCUCCUCAGCGCCGUCAGCCAAGCUGCCAAGAAGCUCCGUGCCCCCCACGCGACCAAGCUUACCUACAUCUACUCGUCGGGCACCUGGGUGCACGGUGAUAACCGUUCAGAGAUCGUCUCUGACACCACAGCUUGCACUAAGCCCAUGCCUCUCGUCGCUUGGCGAGUUGAGCAGGAGCAGCGUGUGAUCAACGACCCCGUCUUGAACGGUAUCGUCAUCCGUCCUGCCCUUCUCUACGGUCGCUCCGGCUCGCUGUUGGCGCCUCUCUUCGAGAGCGCGAGCAAGGGCAAAGUGGCUUGGUACGGUACCCCCGGGGGUCGUUACGCCCUCAUCCACUGCGACGACCUAGCCGACUUGUACCUCCGGGCUGCCGAGAAGGCUCAGCUCGUCGGUGGCAAGAUCUUCGACGCUGCCAACGACUUCACUGAGUCUCAAGAUGAUGUUCUGAACAAGUUGGUCGAAGUUAGCGGUGCGAAGGGUCCCUAUGAAUGGAUUAAGCCCGAGCAUCCUUACCACGACGCUCUUGCCUGCACUUGUCUCCUCCGUCCUUACCUUGCGCGUGCUCUCCUCGGGUGGCAGCCAAAGAAGCCCGGUUUGGUUGAUGGUCUGUCCACUUACUAUGCCGCCUGGAAGGCAUCGGCGGGACUUGCAUGAAUUCAUGAUUUGGGGCCGCAGCAUCACGAUCCUCGAAGCCAUUUAUGAUCACGUUUCUGUAUGACAGAUUGCAUUGCAUUGUAUAAUACGCAUCGAUAAGCAAUAGACUAUGGUCGCC
Messenger RNA from Gloeophyllum trabeum ATCC 11539, 1172 nucleotides. RefSeq names its product NAD P-binding protein. Lineage: Eukaryota; Fungi; Basidiomycota; Agaricomycetes; Gloeophyllales; Gloeophyllaceae. The transcript is spliced from 4 exons. The record is from RefSeq and is a predicted model, not a curated record. Bases 149 to 1054 code for a protein of 301 amino acids.